This is a messenger RNA of Aspergillus fischeri NRRL 181, 1176 nucleotides long. RefSeq names its product wax synthase family protein. NCBI's taxonomy places the organism in Eukaryota, Fungi, Ascomycota, Eurotiomycetes, Eurotiales, Aspergillaceae. Bases 1 to 1176 code for a protein of 391 amino acids. The transcript has a single exon. Gene Ontology annotation, biological process: lipid metabolic process. The record is from RefSeq and is a predicted model, not a curated record.
AUGCCACCCAUCGAGUUGCUUGUUCCCCCUGCACUGUUUGCUCUUUCAAGUGCUGCUUUCUUCAAGGCGAUCUAUCUAUCAUACAAAGAUCGGCUCUAUGUUGCACCAUUGUUGUUUGGUAGUGCCGUGUUGUCCCUACAAACCAGUCACUACUUAACAUGGCUUACUGGUAUGAAUGUACUGUGGGCUCUCUUCAGUUGCAUCUGGAUGCACCAUGCUGCAUCUGUAUUGUACAUAGACCAGCUAAGCAUCCCCAGGACUGCGUCUUUUUGGAUCUCUGCCUACAAGAUCUGGAACGAUCCGCAGCGUCGCCUCAGCCAGGUAUCCCUCCAGCGCAGAGAGAAUACUUGCUCCCCCACCAGCAGGAUAUGGUUCGCUCUUCGGCGCCUAUCCUGGACUGUGCUCUGCUGGCUGCUCCAGCUGUCCAUUGUCGGACCGUUGCUGUCCAUUCAUUUCACCUUCAGUGCUGAAGAUUUCGAGCCCUCGCGCCAGAUCCUCAUCCGGCGGAUGCUAUCUCUCCAGCCAGAGCCGCCGUUCACAGCCCGCGAGAUGCAGAUCCGAUUCUACGUAUCGGUGUACUGGAUCUGGAUCGCAUAUCUGAUGCUUGAGCUGUGCAACACAGUGCUCGCGCUUUUCUUUGUUGUCAUCCUGCGCCUCGAUAACCCGGAGGACUGGACUCCCUUAUUCGGCAGUCCAUUGCAGGCAUACAGUAUUCGCCGCUUCUGGACGAAAUUCUGGCACCGACUGGCUGUCGCGCCGUGUGUUUCUUCCGGCAGGAUGAUCACACGACGUGUAGCACGCCUUCAGCCAGGCUCGCAGCAUGAGAAGAUCUCCAUCGCCUUCUGGGCGUUCUUUGUGUCUGGUAUUUUCCAUGUAGUCGCGGAUUGGGCAUCAGGGGAGCCGUGCUACCUGAUUGACGAUAUGUUCUUCUUUGUUGCCAAUUUCCUCGCCGGCGCUAUCGAGUCGGCAAUCGGAAAAGGGCUGGAAAACGCUAUGAAGAGAAGUAAGAACGGCAUGGUUCGUGGGCUUCUCAGGUCGGGUAUUGUGAGGAAAAUGAUAGGGUAUAUCUGGGUUCUGGGUUUCAUGUUCUGGAUUACACCAAAAUGGCAGUACCGGAAGCUUCAUGCUUCCUUGACCGAAUUUUCAGAUCCGCAGCUGGCGACGAGAAGUAACUGA